Passer domesticus (house sparrow) is the source of this 3891-nucleotide messenger RNA. It is a transcript of the gene CCDC117, whose product is annotated as coiled-coil domain containing 117. The record is from RefSeq and is a predicted model, not a curated record. NCBI's taxonomy places the organism in Eukaryota, Metazoa, Chordata, Aves, Passeriformes, Passeridae. The coding region runs from base 351 to 1181 and encodes 276 amino acids. The transcript has 4 exons.
UCACGGCCCGCGCCGGGGAGCCCGCGGCGCCCUCACGGCCCGCGCCGGGGAGCCCGCUCCCAGAGCGCGUCUCCCACAGCACCCAGAACUACAAGUCCCACAGGUCCCACAGCACUCGCGACUACAACUCCCAGAGGUCUCCCAGUGCCCGGGACUACAACUCCCACAGUGCCCGCGGGUCCUUAUCCGAUAGCGGGGAAAGGCCUGGAAGGACCCGGGCAGUAGCGGCGGCCGCAGCCGCGGGCCCGGCUCGGCCCGGGUGAGCGCUGCGGGCGGAGGAGGUUUUUCGUGCGGGGCUCCUGCAGUGCGGAUUGCGGUGUUGAUGUGCGCUUUCUCCCCCGCAGCAGGAAAUGGCAGCGCUAGGCAGAUCCUGCCAGGGCAUCCCGGCGGGCCCGGCCGUGGAGCUCCCCACAGCGCCGGCCGCCGCUCCGGACCGCCACGGCCCGCAGCCCUUAGUCGGCGGCCACGGCCGUCUGCAGCCCCCCGGGAUGGUCAUGGCAGGGGUCGGAAACGACGGCGUGGACGGAUCCUCCGGCUUCUGUCUGCAGAGCAGCUUCGACCUGGCCUCCCUGGCCGCGCUCGGGAGCCACGGCGAGGGGCUGACGGUGGCCCCGGUGAGCUCCUUCAGCCGGAGCCGCAGCCAUGUCUCUGUGCGAUGUGGAAAGAAGCAUAAACUAGAAGAAGAGGCAGAAGGCUGUCCUGUGCGGAAGAAGAGACUGACAGGAGCCAAAAAUUGCCCUUUGAAUCCCAACACUGAAGAAUGGAUUCUUUGUGCAGGUCAGCAGGCAGCUGGGGAGGUGGCAAGUCAGUAUGGUGGCAGCGGUCCUGAAACUGCCAUGUUAGAAAUUCCCUGUGAAGAAAUGGAUCAGACAAUGGGGGAACAGCAAUGCGAGGUUGCUCGCAGGAAACUUCAGGAAAUUGAGGACAGGAGCCGUCCUUCUAUGGAGCUUGUGCUUUGGAAACCUCUUCCUGAAUUUAUGACAGAUAAACUGAAGUCUGUUUCUGUUAAGAACUUCAAGCAGCAGAGUACAGAAGUGUGUCAAGCUAAGCAGCCAACACCAAGAGCUCCUUUUGACCCACAGACUGAAACGUUCCCUGGAUCACAACAGACUGCCAUGUCUCCAGAUCCAUAUGCUAGUUUGGGAAUAUCUGGGUGUGCAGAAGAAGAAAUGGAGUUGUAGAUGCCAGAUUUUAGACUGGAAGUGGUGAGCUUCUGAUGCUUAUUGUUGAUGUUUUUUGAUUUUUUUUUCUUCUGGUUUGAUGUGUGAAUCUGAAGUUAUAUUAUUUGGUUUUUGUUUUCUUACUAACAAUCAUAAGCACACCACAAUCAUAGGGUGGCCAGGAAACACCCUAAGAUUUCUGUGUUCCAAUCUGUUAAAUAUUUUUACUUUUAUUGAAAAGGUAAUUCAGAGGCCUUUGGAACAGGGAAGUAGCUUUCCAUCUUGCUUAAUGGUGAAAUAUCCUCUUAAUUGCCCUUGGUAAAGCAUAAAAUCCAAAUACUGAAUGUAACUGUGGCUUAAGCCACGCCUUUGUCUUACUGAGCCAUUCAAACUGGUGCACAUAACUAUGCUUGGCCAUUUGGUUUAAUUUGAAUUACAACAUGUAAAGGAAGAAAUAUCUUCAAAUCUAGUCAUGGAUAGAAAAGCAGUCCCUCUGGUAAUACAGCUUUUCACACCAUCUUAUUUGUUUGGACUUGAUGUAAACUCAGAUCUAGAAAUGACACAAUCCAUGGGGUAGGGAAGGAAUAUUACAGCUCAGCUUAAGUCUUUUGCUUUGUAGAAAGUAAAGCCAGCACUUAAAACUUGCAGGAUACCUGCUAACUUUAGUCAUCUUGGGUUCAUUGGCUUCUAAAUUUUAUUUGUGGGUUUUUGAUGUUCCCCUCCCCAAACAAUGCAAAGUUUGGAGAAAAGUGGUUCUCAGCAAAGAGAUUCACAUUUUACAUUGUGCUGAGCUUCUUUGUAUGCAUGGAGUUGGAAGGUCAGUUGAAGACAGUGUGACUUCUGAUUAAUUGAAUGGCAUCCAUUAAUUUGGGUAAACAUGAUAAGUAAAUCAGAUAACAGGGAUAAAUGGCUGCUUGCUGCCAUUAGGAGGGUCAAAUGCUGGGUUAUUGUCUGUAGCCAAGUCCCAGCCUCUGGUGACUUUGGUGGUGAGGUAAAGGAGAUGCCUGUCUUUUUCCUGAGAGAAUCUAGACAUAAAAUUUAAGCCACAGUAUGUGCCAAUAACAUAGCAAGACAUUGUUUAUACAGAUGUAUGCCAAAAGAAUUUUCUACCCUGCACAGGGUGCCAAGGAAAGGAGUCCACAAUGAGCUAUUGCUUGUACCUUUUCUCAGUGCACAGCAGUUCCUUAUGCUUAAGGUUCUCUAGCUUGUUUAAGGGUUUUAUCUUUUGUUCCUAAGUUCUCAAGCUUUCUCAGAGAUACCUGAAUUGAGGCUUUUCAAAAGAAAUCCUUUCCAAGUAACAGGUUCUGUUCAGUCCUAUGUCCCAAUCUGGUUUUGACAUCUUGCUGACAUAAAGGAGCAAGUACACAGAAACACAGCUGCUCACUUAAGAACAUCUACUCUUCCUCUGCACAGCUUGUGAUAAUGUUCUUUACUGUUGAAUAACCCAUAAAAACAAUCUUCUCUUUUUGCAGUCAUCCUUUAAUUCCUUCUGGUUGUUCAAAAGAUACCUGUUUGUUAAACACUGUUUAUCUUGCUGCUUUUGUUGAAGGUUGUCUGAAAUUUUCUGUCUCUUGGUAAAACAUUUAGAGUUUGACUAAAAACACUCCAGCAUCUGAGUAGGUAUUUCUCUGGAAACCAGUAUACACCUGUACCAUUCUGGAAGGUUUAUUAUGUUGAAGAACAUGUGCAGCCUAUCUUGCUAUAAUGCCUAAUUUCAUUUCAGGGUCUGCUAUAAAUAUUUUGCAUGAACUGUGUAAAAUUUCUUACAUAUUAUUAAGCUGCUGAACAUGUUUAAGACCUACAGCCUUUGAUAUGCUUGAGUAGAACAUAAAGCAGUCAGUUUGGAGAAGGCUGUAGUCACUGCAGGUGGAAAGUGUGAUGCCUCCAAGUAACUGGUUUUCAGCUUGCUGGAUUAUAGUGAAAGUUCAAAGUUGGAAGUAUUUUAGGUGAAAGCUCUGAAUCCUAAAUAAACUGAAAAAAAAAAAAGGAUGAAAAUUUCAAAAAUGUGAUGAAACCAUCUCAGCAACACUGAAACUGCAAUAGAAGAUGUAAAAAAAACUCUGGGAGGCCUAAAUACAUCAAAAGAUGCAGUUGUUUUCCUCUUAAAAACACCAAAUUGCAUAUUAGAUUUGCAGAAUAAGAAAUUGUUGUAGAUGGCUUUUAAGCUUACUUUUUUCCUGCUAGGUUUGUACCAAAGGUUGACUUUCAGGUGUCUUUCCUCUUAAUUCAAUGCCAACAGGGCAUCACUGAGCUGUUACCUGCCAUCUAAAACAAGAAUAGAGUGGUGCACUGUUGACAAAGACUGUGAGAUGGAGAAAAAAAAUUCUGAGAAGUUUGCAUUGAUAGAAAACAUUUGCUUUCAUUUUUUCACAAUACAUUUCUGCCCUUGUGCUAGGAGACAGUGAGGUUGAGUUGCUUAAAUUGAUGGAAGAGUGGGAACCAAGUGACAGGAGCACUGAGCAAGAUCCUUGCUACAGCAAUCACUUGGAGAGGGUGAUUGGAUGAGAGAUGAAGCUGUGGGCAUUUACAGACUUCUGUAUUUGUGAGUUUCAUUUGUUGUUGUCUUCAUUAAAAGACUUUUAUUAAUGCUGUUCACAAAUGGGAUGGCAAAUGCGAUGCAGUAUUAGGAAAAACAUUAUUUUGAAAUAUGAAAGAUCUGAUUCUGGUCUGUCUUCUCUUGGGACCAAAUCACCCUUUGUAUGUCAGUUUUCAAUAAAUUUUCUAAAAUAUU